Molecule: messenger RNA, 4021 nt
Organism: Condylura cristata (star-nosed mole)
Lineage: Eukaryota; Metazoa; Chordata; Mammalia; Eulipotyphla; Talpidae
Gene: FKBP5
Product: FK506 binding protein 5
Exons: 11
Coding region: 126-1490 (454 amino acids)
Molecular function (GO): peptidyl-prolyl cis-trans isomerase activity; protein binding
Source: RefSeq, a predicted model, not a curated record
AGUCUCGGGCGGCGGCGUCCGGCGCGCGGGCGGCCUGCUGGGCGGGCUGAGGGGCUAGCGGUGCGCGGGUGAGCUGAGGGACGGAGCCGACGAGCUACCGCGGCGACAGGUUUCUAUAAAAGAAAAUGACUACUGAUGAAGGUGCCAAGAACCAUGGAGAAAGCCCUGCAGCAGCUGUUGCUGAACAGGGAGAGGAUAUCACCUCUAAAAAAGACAGAGGUGUGUUAAAGAUUGUCAAAAGAGUGGGGAAUAGUGAGGAAUCACCAAUGAUUGGAGACAAGGUUUAUGUCCAUUACAAUGGAAAAUUGUCAAAUGGAAAGAAGUUUGAUUCCAGUCAUGAUAGAAAUGAGCCAUUUGUCUUUAGUCUUGGCAAAGGCCAAGUCAUCAAGGCAUGGGACAUCGGGGUGGCCAGCAUGAAGAAAGGCGAGAUCUGCCACUUACUGUGCACACCAGAAUAUGCAUACGGAUCGGCUGGCAGUCUCCCCAAAAUUCCCUCGAAUGCAACUCUCUUUUUUGAGAUUGAACUCCUUGAUUUCAAAGGAGAAGAUUUAUUUGAAGAUGGCGGCAUUAUCCGGAGAAUCAAACGGAAAGGAGAAGGAUACUCAAACCCCAACGAAGGCGCAACAGUAGAAAUCCACCUGGAAGGCUGCUAUGGUGGGAAGAUGUUUGAUUGCAGAGAUGUGGUUUUUGUUGUUGGCGAAGGAGAAGACCAUGACAUUCCAAUCGGAAUUGACAAAGCCCUGGAGAAAAUGCAACGGGAAGAACAAUGUAUUUUAUUUCUUGGACCACGAUAUGGUUUUGGAGAGGCAGGGAAGCCUAAAUUUGGCAUUGAACCUAAUGCUGAGCUUAUAUAUGAAGUUACACUUAAGAGCUUCGAAAAGGCCAAAGAAUCCUGGGAGAUGGAUACCAAAGAAAAAUUGGAGCAGGCUGCCAUUGUCAAAGAGAAGGGAACUGUGUACUUCAAGGGAGGCAAGUACCUGCAAGCUGUAAUUCAGUACGGGAAGAUAGUAUCCUGGUUAGAGAUGGAAUAUGGCCUAUCAGAAAAGGAAUCGAAAGCCUCUGAGUCGUUUCUGCUCGCCGCCUUCCUGAACCUGGCCAUGUGCUACCUGAAGCUUCGAGAAUACACCAAAGCUGUGGAGUGCUGUGACAAGGCCCUUGGACUGGACAGUGCCAAUGAGAAGGGCCUGUACCGGAGAGGGGAAGCCCAGCUGCUCAUGAAUGAGUUUGAGUCAGCCAAGGGCGACUUUGAGAAGGUGCUAGAAGUAAAUCCCCAGAACAAGGCUGCGAGACUGCAGAUCUCCAUGUGCCAGAAAAAAGCAAAGGAGCACAACGAGCGGGACCGCAGGAUAUACGCCAACAUGUUCAAGAAGUUCGCAGAGCAGGAUGCAAAGGAAGAAGCCAGUAAAGCCAUGGGCAAGAAGACUGCAGAAGGGAUCGCCAAUGAAAAAGAAAGUCAAACAAUGGAAGAGAAAGCGGGAGGCCGAGUAUGACCCCACGCCUAGGAGGGAAGAGCCCUAACUCGGCCCCUCCUCCAUGGGCGUUCACCCAACUCAGGACUAAAUGCUGUUUAAUGUCAACUUUGUUAUAGUCUAUGUGAUUCUGGAAGCAAAUGGUAAAAUGAGUAGCUUCCAAAAAAAAAAAACCCACCACCCUGCUGCUGCCCGGUGCCCGCGCUGAGGGGUGGCGUGGGACCACUCCAGAGACAGAACCCACAUGGCUGUGAGGUGGGAGAGUGAGCCAGUGUCCAGGUCCUGCUCACCCAAGCUCCUGUGGGCUCUCCAUAUCCCUUUCAGGUUGCUUGAGAUAUUCUAACAAUUGGAGGUCAUUGUGCAGGUUUUGCAUUUGAUUGAACCUUGAUAGCAUAGCAGGACAGAAACCUGACUAAACACUUUAAUGAAUUUCUCCUGCCCUAUAGUUGGUCUGAGGAGAGGAGGAUGUUUUGUUUUUUAAACGACUGAAGUUCUAGGAAUGCAACCUAUUGCAUUUUUAACCAACAGAACCCACAGUAGAAAGGUGUGGUAUCCCUUCGGGCCCACAGCAGCGUCACAGACUUGAAAGCCAGAACCUCAGGGCCACUUGCUUGCUGACUUAGCGCCCCGUUGUGAGUGCAUUCCGCCUCCACCCAGCCUGACCCAGGAGGAGGAACGCUGUCAUUCCUGAAACACUCUUCAGCAACGAUAAUGAGCAGGGGGUUUCUGGGUUAGCUUUCCCUGUUCUGGAUGAAACUCUGAGAUGCUGAAAUGAUGUGAGAAAAGCAAUCCAAAUUGUGCUUUUUCCCCUCCUGUCAUGCGUUAGCACAGGACUGCCUGCUGGCGCUGCUCCUCUCCAGUUUCAUGCCCCACUCUAACCCUCGCUAAUAAGAACUUAGCCCUGUGAUAUCUCUGACCUGGAGUGGACUUACCUACAUGUCCAUUUAAAAUCAAUGCAGCUUUCUUUUUUUUUUUUUUUUUAAUUUGGUCAUCUUUUUAAAAGUACUGGCCCAUAGCAUAUAAAGUGGUUUAUGGAACUUUCUUGACACUCCUAUCAUGCAAAACAAAAAUUGAACUUUUAACUACUAAGUAGCUUAAUUUUCAAAAACAAAAUCUUUGAGGUUGAGAAAAAUAAAUAGUUCAUCUUCACCAUAAGGGUUUCACCUGGAAGUCUGACACAUACUAGUCUUCUUUCCCUGCACUCAUAGCUUCUUCGUUCUGAUUGAGUUAUGUUACAAGAAUUGAGACACCUUCCUGCACAGGUACAGCUAACCUAAGAACUCCAGUACUUGGCAUUGGAUUAGGGAAAGUCUUAAAUACAUAGGUGUAGUUGAACUCUAGUUUCUUACGGGUAAAUAAGAUUAAGCCUGGCUCUCUGGUCCCACCGCCUAAGAAAUACUCAAGGGGGUGCCUUUGGAAACCCAAGGAAACGUUUGCUUCAUCCUGGAACAUCUCACUUUUUUAAAUCCUAAAGAACACUGGCAAUUAUAUUUUAGAUUAGUCUAUUUUUAGGGUGGUUUUAACAUAACACUUUCAUUGUUAGGUUAGGGCCCACAUUAAAACCUAAAAAUAUAGUCCAUUUCCUUUUAUAGCAGUUUUCUCUUCCAUGAAACCAAUGGAAUUCAGUUGUUUCUUCUACAAUGAUAACUAAAAUCCUUUUAAUAUCCUUAUUUACACUUUUGUCUUUUUCAUGAGAUUUCUAAAAGCCCCAGUCUUGCCUCAGAGAUAUGAAAAGCAAAAGUUGAUUUUGUUUACUUAACUGUUUAGUAUUUGUGGUUCAGCUGACUGGCGCAUAAUUCCAUGGAGACGAAGACUUUGAUUUGGUCCUAAAAAAGGCUAGUUAGCUUUUCUGUAGAUAAUAAAACUAUCCCCAAAACAAGAUGAUCCCCGAAACUAUGUCCCAAUGUGUGUUGUGGGUUGUGGUGGGGGUACAGGCAAGAAUGUGUGAAGGGGGGAGGAUGUGAAAGUGGCUCUGAGCAAAGGAUCAUGAGGUCCCCAUCAUCACUCAAGAAAGAACUUCAUGUGCUCCUACAUCAAAUUCAGUAAUCUUCAACAGUUUGUCUAAAAUCAGCAGAUGUCUUGUGAACCAUACUGUAGACGGCACGAGAGGUGAGGCAGCAUAUGAAUGAAUUAAAAACAAAGUCUUAUUUUUUAAUUCCAGAUGCACUUUUCUUGUGUUCCUUAAAUAAAUUUAAAAAACAAAAACAUGAUUUUCCAUUGUUCUUGGCUUUGCUUAAUAGUCUUCAGGAGUAUUUAAGGUUGUUUUGGUUGGAAGACUAUGGUGGAGAUCAUAUUGAAGAAAUGAGACACCAGAAAAUUGGCAAGAGAUGCUUUUAUCCAGCUCAUGACUCAUGCACCCUGAGAAAUCGGCACUGACUGAAGGUAGUGGACAAGCCACCUUUGUUCAAGUGAACCACAUAAUCAGAAAAACAAGAGGAUUUUGUUUUUCAUUAACCAAUGAACUGUUUGCCAUUUUAAUUCAUUGUGAGGUGGGUUCAAUUUGGGGAACGAAAAAAUUUAAGUGUGCCAUUUAAUAAACAUGCGAAAUAGAA